AUGUCUGUCGAGCACGACGCUGUAGAACUCGAACUCACCGCAUCCACGUCCACGUCUGCGCCCACGCCGGACGCGCUGCGUGAAAACCUGAAAUCUCUCGCCGCCGGCGGGGUCGGCGGCGUUUGCGCCGUUCUCACGGGCCACCCGUUCGACCUGAUCAAAGUCCGGUGCCAGUCGCACCAGGCGUCCGGCACCUUCGACGCAAUCCGUCGCAUCCUCCACGAGGCCCGCGCUGCUCCGGGCUCCGCGCCCGCCGCGCUUAACGCCGUGCGCGGCUUUUACCGCGGCGUCAUACCGCCGCUGCUCGGCGUCACGCCCAUCUUUGCAGUGUCGUUUUGGGGUUACGACGUGGGGAAAAAACUCGUAACCUGGCGCGGCGGCACCUCCGACGUUUCGUCGCCGUCCGCCCUCGAGGCCACCGUCCCCGCAUCGGAACGCAAACUCACAACCGCACAAAUGGCAGCCGCCGGGUUUUUCUCGGCGAUCCCCACCACGUUGGUGACCGCGCCAACGGAGCGUGUCAAAGUGGUGUUGCAGACGACACGUGACGGGACCGUGGCGCGCGCCGCGCGCCAGAUCCUCGCAGACGGCGGGGUGCGGUCUUUUUUCAAGGGCUCCCUUGCAACGCUGGCGCGCGAUGGGCCCGGAAGUGCUCUCUACUUCGCGUCGUACGAAGUGUCCAAGGAGUGGUUGCAACGGGGACGCGCGGCUGAUGAGCUAAGUAUCGGUAGUGUUUGUAUCGCUGGGGGGAUCGCAGGGGUUUCCAUGUGGCUCGGUGUUUUCCCCAUCGAUACCAUCAAGACAAGGCUGCAGGCCGGGUCAGGGUCCGAGUCAAUGUUGGCGGCGACGCGGGCGAUCUACCGGGCGCGCGGCGUGGGCGGGUUUUUCCCUGGGCUGGGGCCUGCGCUGCUGCGCAGUUUCCCGGCCAACGCGGCGACGUUCCUGGGCGUGGAGCUGACGCACGCGGCGUUCCGCAAGUACGGCGUGUAG
Lachancea fermentati is the source of this 990-nucleotide messenger RNA. The record is from the annotation of a GenBank genome assembly. NCBI's taxonomy places the organism in Eukaryota, Fungi, Ascomycota, Saccharomycetes, Saccharomycetales, Saccharomycetaceae.